GUCAUCUCUUCCUCAUCACCUCCAUCUUUCGGUGCCGCAUGCCUCUGUGCUUAAUGGAGCAGGCUCGUUCCCGUAGAUGCUGGCUUUUGUGAGAGGGGUGCGGUUUUUGCGGCCCGUGCGGUUGUUGGUUUGCGGACGGAGCGCAACUGCCGGCGCGAGCGGAGCAGCGAUACGUUGAGAACAUGAAUCAGGAGAAACUGGCAAAACUUCAAGCCCAGGUGCGGAUAGGAGGAAAGGGCACUGCACGCAGGAAGAAGAAGGUGGUUCACAGAACUGCAACAGCUGAUGACAAAAAGCUUCAGAGUUCACUGAAGAAGUUUGCUGUCAACAAUAUUGCUGGCAUUGAGGAGGUGAACAUGAUCAAGGAUGACGGGACUGUGAUUCACUUUAACAACCCCAAAGUUCAGGCCUCUCUAUCCGCCAACACCUUUGCGAUCACCGGCCACGCUGAGACCAAACAGAUGACAGAGAUGCUGCCCGCCAUCCUCAGUCAGCUUGGAGCAGACAGCCUCAGCAGCCUGCGCAAGCUCGCAGAACAGUUCCCUCGGCAAGCUCUUGAAAGCAAGGCUCCAAAGCCAGAGGACAUUGAGGAAGAGGAUGAUGAUGUGCCAGAUCUCGUGGAGAACUUUGAUGAAGCAUCAAAGAACGAGGCAAACUGACA
Messenger RNA from Pundamilia nyererei, 661 nucleotides. It is a transcript of the gene btf3l4, whose product is annotated as basic transcription factor 3-like 4. The transcript has 6 exons. The coding region runs from base 183 to 659 and encodes 158 amino acids. NCBI's taxonomy places the organism in Eukaryota, Metazoa, Chordata, Actinopteri, Cichliformes, Cichlidae. The record is from RefSeq and is a predicted model, not a curated record.